Puccinia graminis f. sp. tritici CRL 75-36-700-3 is the source of this 1356-nucleotide messenger RNA. RefSeq lists its product as uncharacterized. Bases 1 to 1356 code for a protein of 451 amino acids. The record is from RefSeq and is a predicted model, not a curated record. NCBI's taxonomy places the organism in Eukaryota, Fungi, Basidiomycota, Pucciniomycetes, Pucciniales, Pucciniaceae. The transcript has 9 exons.
AUGGCACCCGGCACCGAGGUGGGCAUGGAUGACGAUAGUUUUCUUUGCAACUGGCCUAUCCCAGAGCCCUUGGGCUCUCCACUCAUGCCGCAGCAGACACCGGCCUUGGACUCAUUAGCCCAACCGAACCAUCACCCGGCAACUGCAGUGCCAGCCGAUGUCACCUUCGACUCUUUUGCAGUUGAAAGCUCAAACUUCCCUCCAUCAAUCUUCAAUGCGGGAAUCAACCCUCAAUAUCUCAGUCCCCAGCCCUCAUCAUUCCAUACUGCAUUUCCAGUCACUUCAACUGGGCUUUUUGACCUGCAAGGUGGCCAAUGGCCUCUUGCAGACUCGGGAUCGUUUGCCAUGCCGGCACCACAGCCUAACUUGGGAGUCGACCCGACAAACAUUUUCUUGCAUUAUCCACACACUCCACCCCCGCUACAAGACAUGGCUGUUCCAGUUCCUCAAACUGGUUUUACUGAGCUGCAAGGUAGCCAAGGGUCUCUUGCAGCAUCAGCAUCUUGGGCGCUUCCAGGAGCCAUCCCCGAGUCGGGGAUCGACCCGGCAAACAUUUUCGGCCAGCAAUCAUACCAUACGGUCGCUCCCGUUUCUCAACAAGGGCUUCCUCAGCCGCUCGGUGGCCAAUGGCCGCCUGUAGGAUCGGCAUCGUUGCCGCCUUCAGUGGUAGCCAUGCCCAACGCGGGAAGCGACCCGGUGAAUUUUUCGCUACAGCACCCUGACCUCUAUCCACCGCCGAACCAACAUACUGGUGUUUCACUUAUCCCAGCUAUUCCUUCGACCAGCUAUCACGCUGGCGUUCCCCAACAGUCGGGGACCCAAUUGCCUCUUGGCAAUGUGGGAUCAGAGGUGGUUCCGGCUGGGCAAGAGUCUCCGGCUCAAGAUACCUCAGAUGCUGGCCCACGCUACAUACGAUUGGCCAGCCGGGAAUUCAAAUGCUGUGAAUGUGGCUUGAUCGUCAAAAAGAACCGGCGAAAAAACAUGACCCGGCAUAUUAGCACGAAACACCCCAAACCCGGAGAUCCUCAGCGGCCUCUAUAUGAAUGCGACCAGUGCGGUAAGACCUAUAUGAACUCGGGUGAAUUGGCCCAGCAUAAAAGGGACGAUCAUGAUGCGCCGCCACCCAAGCCGCGGGCAACGAAGCAGAAAGCAGCUUCGGAAAAGUUCCCGUGUCAGGUAGCCGGAUGUAAGCAUGAAUAUGUCAGCUUGGAGUCGCAAGCUUAUUACAGGCACCUCCAAGAAAAGCACGGGUUGGAGGUGGAAAGAAAAAUCGAAGAACGGGAGAUGGUCCCAACUUCACCACCACAUAACCCAAUUGCUGGCCCAUCACGGCCUCGGGGACCACCAGUCCUAUGA